Molecule: messenger RNA, 6163 nt
Organism: Paramisgurnus dabryanus
Lineage: Eukaryota; Metazoa; Chordata; Actinopteri; Cypriniformes; Cobitidae
Source: RefSeq, a predicted model, not a curated record
GCGCGCGUGUAAUGUGUUUGUGUAUCCUCAGUGUUUUUCUCUCUUGCGUGUUUCAUUGACUGUUAACUAAGUAUUGUCUCGGUGUAUUUUAAUGUUGAGACGUUGAUGAUGAGAUGUGUUGUGCUGUAAAUGAGUAUGAACUGAUCUGUCCAUGCUGGAUAUAUUGAUGAUUUCAUCACAGAAAUCUCUCAGCUGAAGAAAGAGGUGGCGUUACUGGAGACAAAGCUGAGGUCAAGAGGAGAUUUAGCAAUGAAUCGAGAGGAUGUGGAUUGUUGUGAAUCUUCAGUGUAUGUGACUGAUGAUGGGAGUCUGGAUUCAGUGUGGAUGAGCAGAGAUCGGAGUCGCACACCACAGCCACUGCUGGACUCUAAACUCUCUGAAGAGAAAUCCAGACACACACAGGACUCCGAGCUCAGUCUGACUUUACUCUCAGAAAUCAAAACUGAACCCGCCGAAGAGGAAGAUCACACUGAGGAAGAUGAAGUUUUUAUUUCAUCAGAUGUGAAGAGUGAUUCAUGUUUGGAUAUAGAAAUAACGUCCUCAACAUCAAAAGAGCGACUGACAGCACAAACUCUUUCCUGCAUCACCUGUGGAAAGACAUUCAGCUCACAGAGACAUUUAGAGAGACAUGAGAGAAAACACACAGAACAGAAACUCUUCACCAGAUCUGAGAUCAGCUUUACUACCUUACAAGAGAAGAAACUUCAUUCAGAAGAGCACAGAGAGAAGAAGCAGUUUCACUGUAAGCAGUUUGGGAAGAUUUGUGUCUCUUCCUCUAAACUAAAUGUUCACAUGAGGACACACAGCGGUGAAAAGUCUUUCAACUGCACUGAAUGUGGAAAAUACUUCGGAACCAAACAAAUUCUUAAAGUUCAUCAAAGAAUUCAUACAGGAGAAAAACCUUUCAAAUGCUUUCAGUGUGACAAGACAUUUACUUGUUCAAGUACCUUAAAAGUCCAUCAGAGAGUUCACACUGGAGAGAAACCUUAUCACUGUAAUGUCUGUGGGAAGAGUUUUAGUCUAAAGGAUUCCUUACGAAGGCAUCAGAGACUUCAUACAGGUGAAAAACCUUUCAAAUGCUUUCAGUGUGACAAGACAUUUACAUGUUCAAGUACCUUACAAGCCCAUCAGAGAGUUCACACUGGAGAGAAACCUUACGUCUGCGCUCACUGUAGAAAGAGCUUCUCUAGUUUAUCUCAAUUCAGAGUUCAUGAGAGAGUUCAUACUGGAGAGAAACCUUAUCACUGUAGUGUCUGUGGGAAGAGUUUUAGUGUAAAGGCUACCUUACUAAAUCACAAGAGACUUCAUACAGGUGAAAAACCUUUCAAAUGCUCUCAGUGUGACAAGACGUUUUCUCAGUCAGGUCACUUGAAAGCCCAUCAGAGACUUCAUACAGGAGAAAGACCUUUCAAAUGCUCUCAGUGUGACAAGGCAUUUACUUGUUCAGGUAACUUAAAAGUCCAUCAGAGAGUUCAUGCUAGAGAGAAACCUUGUCGCUGUAGUCUCUGUGGGAAGAGUUUUAGACAACAGUAUGACUUCAUAAUUCACAAGAGAAUUCAUACAGGUGAAAAACCUUUCAAAUACCCUUAGUGUGACAUGACCUUUGCUUACUCAGGUUCCUUAAAACCCCAUCAAAGUGCACACUGGAGAGAAACCAUAUCACUGUAAUGUUUGUGGGAGGAGUUUUAAUCGACAUGACAGUUUAGUGAAACACCAAAGACUUCAUACAGGUGAAAAACCUUUCAAAUGCUCUUAGUGUGACAAGUCGUUUUCUCAGUCAGGUCACUUCAAAUCCCAUCAGAGGGUUCACACUGGAGAGAAACCUUAUCACUGUAGCGUUUGUUGGAAGAGUUUUAGUCACCAGUCAAACUUACUAAAUCACAAGAGAAUUCAUACAGGUAAAAAAUAUUUCAAAUGCUCUCAGUGUGAUAUGACAUUUACUCUUGUCACGUUACUUACAGAGAGUUCAUACUGGAGAGAAACCUUAUCACUGUAAUGUUUGUGAGAAGAGUUAAUUAACAGUCAAACUUGCUAAAGCACCAGUGACAUUUAUAAAGUUAUGACACCAAAAACUUGUAUAAAGUGUUAAAUACUGUUUAAAAAACAAGUUAAUAGUUAAAUCUUUCAAUUAGCCUGUAUUUCAGUCUUUCGAUGCAGGCCACAACAACUUCUCUUUUUAAGUCCCUGGCCAGACCCAUCCAGUCUUUACCAAAGUCUUGUCCGAGUGAGUCCCGCCAUCGUUUUGCGGGGCGGCCAAGCCUUCUUUUGAUGUCUAGUGGCACCUAUUCGGUCACAGCCCAUGUCCAUCGCCCAUCCGAACUCCUGGCCACGUGUCCGGCCCAGCGCUUCUUGGCCUGUUCGGCCUAGUUGGCAUCCUUGACCUUGCUCAUAUUCCUCAGUUGCUGGUGUGAUCCGUCCUCUUGACGCUGACCAUCCGCCGAUCAAGGGCGCGUUCGGUCACUGCCAACUUCUGCUUAUCGGCAGCAGUCAGCGACCAGGUCUAGGCCACGUAAAGCAUGGCUGGUAGGAUGGUGCUAUUGAAAAGGUGUGCGCGUAGGGGGGCGUUAAUGAAAAAUAUCAGUGCUGUUCAGGUUUUUCCGAUUGAUCUAACAGUACUUUAUUAUGGAGUAUGAAAAAAGGUCCCAUAUUUCAUAGGCUUACUAGAGUUUUAUUUUAGGUUAUGAUGUCCUUAAAGGGAUAGUUAACGCAAAAAUGAAAAUUCUGUCGGUUUUUACUCUCAAGUUGUUACAAACCUGUACAAAUUUCUUGGUUUUGAUUAACACAAAGGAAGAUAUUUUGAGGAGUGUUCGAGAGUGAAAUACACAGUUGAAAUAACGUUACCCAUAGAAGUACACUAAAUUUGAGUUUCUGUACACUAAAUGUAAGUUUCUGUACACUACAUGCUAGGUUAGUAAACCAAGAGACACAGAGAGUAAGAGAUUUUAACCUCACCAUGUUUAAGUCAAUAAAAACAGAUAACAACAGGGCCGGUGUCUGUAACUUAAGAAAACAAACAUCUGGUUUCCAACAGCUUUUUUAUAAAAACUUGUGGCUACCAAAGACUUUAGUGUUAUAACAUGUUAGAAUCACAAAACCAUUUACAAUAUAAUUAUAUUAAUUAUUAUUAUAUAAUUUUAGUUUUCUCUUGCUCCAUAAUGUAACUUAAAAUUAUGGCUGCAUGUAGGGUUGCCAACUGUCUCGUAUUAGUCGGGACGUCCCGUAUUUAGAGACCUAUUUAUUUGUCCCAUACGGGACGUCCCUCUUUUCAUUUUUGACUGCUACGCUGAUCUAUCCAGUGACUAAUACAACAGGCUUGUUCGACUUUAUGUGGUGCCACAAGAACCAAGCGGCAGAUAACAUCACAAUCCUGUGAGAGCAAUUUGAGAAAUCAUACAGGGGAGACUGCUAUCGAAAUGCUCUCGUGGUACUUUGAUGUCAUCCACCUGUCAGUUGUUGAAGUGCCCCAAGCAUCAGCCCUGUCUAAAAUGCCUCAAUCUGAAAUGCCCCAAGGCAUUUCCAACCUUGCUAGGAAAUUCUCGCAUUUGUGAUUUACAGACUGUAAGUGUGUUUUACUUAAAGUAUUUAAUGUUGACUCUAAAAAAAACAUUUUCCCGUUCUUGCGUCCAAAGUUAGCCUACGGUAGUUUCCUGACAAUGUCAGAAAAUCAGCAUGAUCAACACACAGUGUGCUUGCUGCUACGACCUGCGUACAGGUUUUUGUUUACCACUAGCGCAUACUGGUUACGCUGCGCUAAUGUGUGACGUAGCCGUCAAAGCCCCCGUGACAUCGACGUACAGUCUACAUCAGGGUUUGCCCAAUCUUACUCUGGAGGGCCGGAGCACUGCAGCACUUAGCUCCAACCCUGAUCUCACACACACCUGAGCAAGCUAAUCAAAGUCUUUGUGAUCACUAGAAAAUCACAGUUGGGUAAGUUUGAUUAGGGUUGGACCUAAACUAUGUAGUGCUCCGGCACUCCAGGGUAAGAUUUGGGGAACACUGGUCUACAUGCUUGUCGUACCCAAGUUUAAACGAUCAAUGUCGCACAGUGUGAUAGGAUCUUAUAGAAGUGCAAAAAUGUCCUUAUGUACUUAUGUCCCGUAUUUCAGAGUGAGAAAGUCGCGCAUCUCUUCAGUAAGGUUCCUUGAUUAGUCGUAAAUCGGCAUCACCUGCUUUCAAAAGCAGCAGCUGGUGAUGGCGCUUUACUAUUAAUCUUUGGUGGGUUAUCCUGGUAUGGAGGAUAAAACAUGCAGUAAUAAACGUCAAAUUGACCAACGAACAGUUAAUCGAACGUCUGACCAAACAUCUUGAACUAUCAGCGCCUAGCAGUGUGUGCGACCCACCUGACGACCUGACAUGAUGUCAGUGCCUUAAAAUUAGCAGGUUUUUUAUGAGGUAAGGUGCCAAGCUAUUAAAAAGUGUGUGUUUGUCCGGGAGCAAACAUACUGUUUUUAACUAUCAACUAAGUCUUAAUUCAUGUUGUUUUUUUGUAUUUUAUUUACACAUUUAUCAUUUUUAUAUAGUCUCUUUUAUAAACUCUUUUGUUAUGUGUCAAACUCAUUUAUUUUAUAUUGUGUGCUAUGUGAUUUUACAAAUUGGUUUCAAAGUCUUAAUGUCAUGGGACCAUAAUGUCAUUAAUUGUCCAUUAACUUUGCUUGGUAUAGGAACACACUGAGAAAGGAACUGUUCAGAUUAUUCAGUAAAUGCUUUGUUCAUUUUUACAAUGAUUAUGUCUCCUGACUUCUGCUAUAGGCCUAUUAUCUGUGCUGGAAAAUUAAAGUUUACAUAAUUAUUCAGUAUUUUGUCAGUCUUUUUAUUCUUUCUAGGAAAUCUAAAGGACCUGUUAUUGCAUGCUAUGGUAUCACAAUAUAAAUUAACUGCAAGAGCUUGUAGAGAGGGGUAAGACUGCUGAGAGGAACACCAAUAUAUUUUGAAUAUACGUUGCAUACUUGACAAACUUGUCACACUUUCACUGCGCAGACACCAUAUAUUGUAUAACCGGUUCUACUGCACCUUUCAUUUGCACAUUGAAGAGAGAAUAAUAAAAAAUCUUCACUUCCUUUCAAAAAAUGUGAAGUCAGUGUCAUCUAGUGGUCAAAAUGUUUAUAAUAAAGUCAGAUCUACACAUCAGAGGUAUUUGGGUCAAUGACUAAGGAUUUCAUCAGGCCAGUUCUAAAAUACUUGAAAAUCUGUUGCAAUUGCUCAAACAUUAGGAAUGUUGUGUAGACAUAAAUUUGUAUUAUAAUAUUAUUAAACACCCAGGAAGGAGGGCGCCCACUUGACAAUCCCACGGAGUCUCAACGAUGCCUCAGAAGAACAUCUGAAAGAUGACAGACACCAGGAAAAAGUUACACUCCCAUAUGAUAUGCCACCAGUCAACCCACCAGAGCACGAGCUGGAUAUCAGUCCACCCAGGUGGAGUGAGGUAGAACAAACCGUGCGUAGAGCAAGGCCCGCAUCGUCUUCAGGCCUAAUGGAGUUCCAUACAGGUUCUACAAAAAUGCUCAAGCUGUCCUGUGAUUCCUCUGGAAACUGAUGAGAGUUGUGUGGCAAAAGAAGGAGAUACCAACAUACUGGCAGAUACCAACAUCCUUGGCUCAGUCCCUCACAACCUCCUGUGGACAGCCUUUGAUUACUUUAGAGUAGUGAGAAAGGUAUUUACGGACUUAUCUAACUCUGAGGGAUACAGUGAACAAGGUAAAUUCCCAAAAUGUGGGUGUGUUCCUUUAAACGUUCUGGGAAGGUUCCCGUUAGGUUACCUAAGAAUAACCUGCAGUGAACGUUCUGGGAAGGUUCCCUUUAGGUUAUUAAAAUAACCUAGAGGGAACAUUCCUAGAACCAAAUGGGAAUUUUAGGGAGUGUUUGCUGGUUACACUUUUGCCACAAUAAAGCCAUGGUUAAUUUUUGUAGGGGUGGUGGGCCAACAUACAUUUAAACCAAAGUAAAACAUCUCACAAAUGUUGCAUUUUGGUAUUGUUUUUUUUUAAUGAACAGAUGCGAUAAGAAUAUGUGCCAAUUAGGUAUUUUACAAUGUUUCAAAAACGUCCUUUUUGUUUUAUUUAGGUGUUAUUUUAUUUUUGUUUUUAAUGUUGUGCUGCAACAAUACCUACUUAUAAUGAACAUAUAAUGUUGUGAAAAGUUGUAAAAAGCUUUUGUUUUUAUUUUU